AUGGCUGUCAAUAAAGUUGCUGAACAAUUACCAUCUUGUGCUACAGUUUUUAUCAAACGACUUGCGAAACGUAUACCAAUGACAGAAAUACAUGAUACUAUUAAUACGCGACAUGUUUUAAAACCAGCAUUAAAUUGGUAUCUAGUAACUGGUAUAGGUCUUGGUGGUAUUAUUGGUUCAGGAAUAUUUAACUUAAGUGGAACAGCUGCUGCAGAAUAUGCUGGUCCAUCAGUAAUUAUUUCGUUUAUUGCUUCUGGUAUUGUCGCUUUUCUUGCGGCUUUAUCAUUUGCUGAAUUAGCGGCGAUGAUGCCUCUUUCUGGUGCAGCCUAUACAUAUACUUAUGCAUCUCUUGGAGAAUAUGCAGCCUGGUUUAUUGGAUGGAAUUAUGCACUUUUUUAUCAAUUAGCUGCUUGUACUGUAGUAGUUAGUUGGAGCAAAUAUGUUACCCAUUUUAUUUACGUUGUGUCUGAUUAUAAUUCAACGAACUCGCUGAUUCAAGCACCAGUAGCAUGGAGUGACGAUACACAAAGUUUUUCUGUUACUGGCGGUGCAAUUAACUUACCUGCAAUUUUUAUUACUAUUGCUAUUACAGUUCUUCUUAUUAGUGGAAUUUAUGCAACAGCUAUAGUCAAUUUUGUGUUGGUAGUAAUCAAAAUUAUUAUUCUAUUGAUAUUUCUAUUUGCAACUUGUAAAUAUGUAAAUGUUGAUAAUUACAAACCGUUUAUUCCAUCAAAUCAAGGUUCGUUUAAUCAAUACGGAGCAUCAGGUACCGCAUAUGCAUGUACAUACGUCUUCUUUGCUUAUGUCGGUUUUGAAUCAAUUGCAACAGUAGCUGAAGAAGCAAAAGAACGAACAAAAACACUACCAUAUGCAACUAUAGCAUCGAUGCUAAUCUCAUUUCUAAUCUAUAUAGGAAUUUGUACUGUUAUGGUUGGACUUGUACCAUACCAAUCUCUAAAUAUAGACGAUCCUCUUUCUGCUGCAUUAAAGGCUACACCGUAUGGUGUUUGGUUACCGGCUCUUAUGGAUUUAGGCGCUAUUGCUAGUCUUACAACUGUGGCACUGACGGUCUUGCUUUCACAAACUCGAAUAUUUUAUGCAAUGGCUAAGGAUAAUUUAUUACCAUCCUUCUUUGCUAAAACUUAUUUUGGGACUGAAACUCCAUGGGUUUCUACAAUCAUUAGCGGCAUAUUUUGUGCUGUUUUUUCGGGUAUUUGUCCAGUAAAUAUUAUUAGUGAAGCGUCAUCAGUUAGUGCUCUAUUUAUAUACUUGUUUGUACAUAUUGAGGUUCUAGUUAUGCGUUGUACUUAUACACAUAAAGGUUUGCAACGACCAUUUCAAAACAUAAUUGAUCCAAACCUUAUUGCAGUAGUAGGUGGAAUACUUUGUAUACUCUUUUUAAUACCUACAAAACAAGUAACAUGGUUUCAAUUUCUUGCUUGGACUGCAAUAGGUCAAGUUUUUUACUUUUGCUUCGGAUAUUGGAAUUCUACGAGACGACAGCCACAACGACUCGAUUCAAUUAAUAGUGCAGUCGAGCUUGUAUCGACAAUAGAGUCUGUUUCAAAAAACUAUCCAAAUAGUGAAUUUGAAUCAGAUUCAAACAACAAUGCAAAUAGUGAAUCUGAAUCAGAUUCGGACAACGAAGCAACUGACGUCAUAAUUGACAAUACAAUUGAUGAUACAGUCAUAAUGAGGUUUUGA
Molecule: messenger RNA, 1704 nt
Organism: Adineta steineri
Lineage: Eukaryota; Metazoa; Rotifera; Eurotatoria; Adinetida; Adinetidae
Source: the annotation of a GenBank genome assembly